This is a messenger RNA of Phoenix dactylifera (date palm), 4953 nucleotides long. Its product is annotated as clustered mitochondria protein-like. The record is from RefSeq and is a predicted model, not a curated record. Gene Ontology annotation, biological process: organelle organization. Gene Ontology annotation, molecular function: protein binding. Lineage: Eukaryota; Viridiplantae; Streptophyta; Magnoliopsida; Arecales; Arecaceae. Gene Ontology annotation, cellular component: cytoplasm.
UAAUCCCCUCACCAUACAUCAAAAAGUCAGCCGAAAAUAAAAACAAUCUCCGGUCAUCUCCCUGUCCGUGUGAACUUUUUUCCAAAAAAUAUAUAAAAGGGAAUAAAGGCCUAUUUCCAAGAACGCCUUCCAAGGAGAAGGGCUCCAAUCAUCAUCUCCUUGGGCGCCGCCGUCUCCUCCUCAUUGCUGUCUCUCCCUCAACGCCUGUUCACUUUCUCUCAGGAUCAAAAGAUGGCUGGAAAAUCUAACAAGGCCAAAAACAAGGGGAGGGCCUUCAAGUCCAAUCUUGCUGAUUCUUGGGAAUCAGAAUCAAAGCCACUUGAUUCAUCUCCAUCCUUGAAUGGUGGUGCUCGUGCUGUGGUAGCAUCUAACGGUGAUGCCAAUGGGGUUGGAGACACAAGCAGUAAGUCUCCUGCAGCAAAUGGGGUUAUCAGUGAUAAGGUAGAGAUGGAAAAUCUUUCGGCAACAACAUCCAAGCAGGCUGAAGGUGAGAUUCAUCUUUACCCUGUUUCUGUGAAGACACAAUCUGGGGAAAAGCUAGAGUUGCAGCUAAGUCCAGGAGAUUCUGUGAUGGAUAUCAGACAGUUCCUUCUUGAUGCUCCAGAGACCUGUUUCUUUACUUGCUAUGAUUUAAUUCUACAUACUAAAGAUGGUUCGGUUCAUCAUUUAGAGGAUUACAAUGAAAUUUCUGAAGUUGCAGAUAUUACUGCUGGUGGUUGCACCUUAGAGAUGGUUGCUGCAUUAUAUGAUGAAAGAUCCAUUAGGUCACAUGUACGCCGUGCCCGAGAAUUGCUCUCUCUUUCAACUCCUCAUGUCUCAUUAUCAACAUUGUUAGCUUUGCAGCACAAAACUGCACCACAAAAAGUUUCAGAUGUGAAAACAAAAACUCCGGAUGGGUUAGGUUUCAUGGAGGAUUUUAUGGGUUCCCUCCACAAUUUGGUGACACCAAUACCUCAUGAGAUCAAAUGUGUGGAAAGCAUUGUAUUUUCUUCUUUCAACUCUCCUCCAACUUACAGAAAGCUAGUUGGAGAUCUGAUCUAUAUUGAUGUAGUAACAUUAGAAGGAAAUAAGUUUUGCAUCACAGGGACGACAAAAGCUUUUUAUGUGAACUCUAGCACAGGGAGUAUAUUGGAUCCAAGACCAUUAAAGCCUGCUUAUGAAGCAAGUACCCUAAUUGGUCUAUUGCAAAAAAUCAGCUCCAAGUUCAAGAAAGGUUUUCGUGAAAUUUUGGACCAGAAAGCUUCUGCACAUCCUUUUGAAACCGUCCAAUCCCUGUUGCCACCAAAUUCAUGGUUGGGGCACUAUCCCAUUCCUGAUCAUAAACGGGAUGCAGCCAGAGCAGAGGAUGCCUUUGCUCUUUCUUAUGGAAGUGAAUUAAUUGGCAUGCAGAGAGACUGGAAUGAGGAAUUACAAUCCUGUCGGGAAUUUCCUCACAAUACUUCUCAAGAGAGGAUACUGCAUGGCAGGGCUCUUUAUAAAGUGACAUGCGAUUUCGUUGAUGCAGCAAUUAAAGGAGCAAUCGGUGUCAUCAACAGAUGUAUACCCCCUAUUAAUCCAACUGAUCCAGAAUGUUUCCAUAUGUAUGUACACAAUAACAUAUUCUUUAGUUUUGCUGUGGAUGCUGACCUUGGGCAGAUAUCAAAAGAUCAAGGCUCGAGUAGUAAGUUAAAUUCUUGGCAUUUUGUUGACAACUGCAAUGAUGCGGCCUCACCUGAUUUGUUGGCAAAGGCAUCAGAUAAUACUUCUGAUGCAUCUGCUGAGACACAGAUUUCUGACAAUGAACAAGCUACAUAUGCUUCUGCAAAUAAUGACUUGAAAGGAACUAAAGCUUACCAGGAAGCUGAUGUUCCUGGACUUUAUAAUCUUGCCAUGGCUAUAAUUGAUUACAGAGGUUACAGAGUGGUAGCACAGAGCAUUAUCCCUGGCAUCCUUCAAGGAGAUAAAUCUGAUUCCCUUCUAUAUGGUUCUGUUGACAAUGGCAAGAAAAUUUGCUGGGAUGAAUCAUUUCAUUCCAAGGUAGUAGAGGUUGCUAAGCGCCUUCAUUUGAAGGAACAUGCUGUUCUGGAUGGUUCUGGCAAUGUUGUCAAAAUAGCUGCUCCAGUGGAAUGCAAGGGUAUCAUUGGCAGCGAUAACAGGCACUAUGUUUUGGACUUAAUGAGGGUGACUCCUCGUGAUGCAAAUUGUACGGGACCUGCACACCGAUUUUGUGUCUUGAGGCCAGAACUUGUUGCUUCCUUUUGUGAGGCUGAAGCUGCACAGAGCUCACACUCUAGACCUAAAAUUGCAGGAGAGGCCACAGAGACACCUAAUUCUCAAAAUUGUAGUUCUCAUGUGAUGGAAACACCUGUAGAAGCGCAGACAAAAGCUAGUGAAGAUUGUGCUUCUGCACCUUCUGAAGCUCAGACACCGGGCAAAGAUAUACUUCUGAAUCCAAAUGUCUUUACCGAGUUCAAGCUGGCAGGUAGUCAGGAGGAUAUUGCUGCAGAUGAAACAAUUGUGAGGAAGGCUGCUUCAUAUCUUAUAGAUGUGGUUCUUCCAAAGUUUGUUCAAGACCUUUGCUCCCUUGACGUCUCACCCUUGGAUGGCCAGUCAUUAACUGAUGCACUACAUGCUCAUGGAGUAAAUGUUCGCUAUCUUGGAAGGAUUACUGACAUGAUCAAACAUUUACCUUACUUAUGGGAUAUAUGUUCCGGUGAGAUUACUGUUAGGUCAGCAAAACAUAUUUUAAAGGAUAUACUACGGGAAUCACAGGAUCAUGAUCUCAGGCCAGCAAUUGCACAUUUCUUCAAUUGUUUUGUGGGAAAUGUUUCACAUGUUGGCACAAAGGGCAGCACUAACAAUACACAGUCGAAAAUCCGAAAAAAGGGCCAAGAGAGCCAUCAAUCUCCACUUAAGUCUGGAAAGGGGCAAAUGAGGUGGAGUCAUGGAGCAUCAUCUACAAAAGGUCACUCAGCACAUUUGCUCUGGACCUCUGAAGGACUGUGGUCUUACAUUCAGGAAUUUGCUAGAUUCAAAUAUCAGUUUGAAUUACCAGAUGAUGCAAGGAUACAAGUAAAAAAGGUUGCAGUCAUUCGUAAUUUGUGCCAAAAGGUAGGAAUAACAAUUGCUGCACGCAAAUUUGAUCUUGAUUCUUCAGCACCAUUUCAAACCUCGGAUAUUCUAAAUCUCCAACCAGUUGUGAAGCAUUCAGUUCCAGUGUGCUCAGAAGCAAGGAAUCUCAUGGAAGCAGGGAAAGCCCGACUGGCUGAGGGAUUGCUAAAUGAAGCCUAUAUCCUUUUUUCUGAAGCAUUUUCUUUGCUUCAACAAAUUACAGGUCCUAUGCACCCGGAUGUUGCUAACUGCUGUCGCUAUCUUGCGAUGGUUCUAUAUCAUGCUGGCGACAUGGAAGGAGCCAUAGUGCAGCAGCACAAAGAACUAAUAAUAAACGAGCGCUGUCUCGGUCUAGAUCAUCCUGAUACUGCACACAGCUACGGAAACAUGGCUCUGUUCUACCAUGGCCUCAAUCAGACUGAACUUGCUCUGCAGCAUAUGUCUCGAACAUUGCUCCUGCUAAGUUUGUCAUCAGGCCCUGAUCAUCCUGACGUUGCAGCAACUUUCAUAAAUGUUGCUAUGAUGUACCAGGAUAUUGGGAAUAUGAAUAUUGCACUCCGUUAUUUGCAAGAAGCACUAAAAAAGAAUGAGCGCCUUCUUGGUCCUGAGCAUACUCAAACUGCUGUGUGUUACCAUGCUCUUGCCAUUGCAUUUAACUGUAUGGGUGCCUAUAAACUUUCUAUUCAGCACGAAAAGAAAACUUACGACAUACUUGUCAAGAAACUUGGAGAGGAGGAUUCAAGAACAAAAGAUUCAGAAAAUUGGAUAAAGACAUUUAAAUUGCGUGAGCAGCAGGCAAGUGCACAGAAACAAAAGGGGCAGGUGGUGAAUACGGCUUCUGCCUUGAAGGCUAUUGAUAUUUUGAAGGCAUUCCAGGCUGUGGCUGGGGGGUCUGGAAAUGCCAGCGCAUCAUCAGUCAACAAAUCCCUUAAUGCAGCUAUAAUUGGUGAGGCCCUGCCUCGGGGAAGGAGUGUUGAUGAACGAGCAGCUCGAGCAGCAGCAGAAAUCCGAAAGAAAGCUGAAGCUAGAGGUCUCCUUGUACGCCAGAAUGGUGUCCCUGUCCAAGCUCUUCCCCCACUGAGUCAACUCCUUGACAUCAUUAACACUGGGGCUGCUGCAUCUGAAGCUCAACCAAAUGCCCAGGCAAAUGAACCCAAUGGGGAGGCGAGCAAUAGCUCCACCUUAAAUGCUACUUCAGUUGGAACAAAGGAUACCAAUGGGUCAGCUGAGAACAAUGAAGAUCGAGCUCCUGUUGGUUUAGGAACGUCUUUAGGUUCAUUGGAUGCAAAAAAGCAAAAAUCAAAACCACAGGCUACAGCUUGAGGAAGGAAAUGAUGGCGUUUUUAUCAGUUAGGCUAUAUAGCCUGCAGUUUUGGACAUGGAUGUGAUUUUUAAGGACCACAGAACAUUUUAUGCUUCAUUGGGGGUAAAUUGAUGAUAAUAAGUUAACAUUCUCAUUCAGUCAUGAAGAUUUUUAUAGGAUGACAUCAGCUGGAAUCAUGAAGAUCCAGAUAGAUGCUGAAGUUUGUUCAAUUGAUGUUCUCAUGAAUUACUCGUUUGGAUGCUCUAGAUUCUAGCAAAGAUUCAACCUCCAGUUGACAGUAUGGACUCACCUUGGGUUUCAUUUCCAAUAAGUGGUUGCUUAGACAUUUGAAUCAAGAACGGCAGAUGCGGCAACCAGACAAGCUUCUCUUCAUACAGGUCGUUAUUACUUUCUAAAUGAUGUAUUUUGCACAAUAUGUCAGAAGAGCAUGGCCAGCAGGGUCUUGUAACUUGUAAAAUAUGGGACAUAGGCCAGUUCAUGAAUCCUAAAAAUAUUUAUUUUGGAAAUGCGACAUUCGAGUGCUAUUAUUAGUCGCUUUU